CAGACCACAUGAGGCUCUGUGAUUGGCCAGCGAGUGGAGGUUAAAAACCUGCCCAUCCCCCUUCCUUUUGGUGGGAUUCCCCGACAACAACGUGCUCCGUAUAGUCCAAAAUAUUUUGACUUUUUCGCCUGUUUACUUCGCCUCAUCCAGUGACUCAUCUGCCUCGGACAGCAGUAGUGGGACAAAUAAAGCGCUCUGCACCUUUGCUCUUCCCUUUUUUAAAUGACGAUGGAAGAGCAAAGUCUGGACGAUCUGACAUUGAGCCAAACCAUGCCGCUGUGCCAGGAAUCCUUCAGUGAGUGGUGGAACACUGUUUCAGCUCCCCCCCUCUCAUAUAUCACCCCAACGGUGAUUAAUGUGCCUGAGGAAACAUGGAAAACAGAUGGCCACAUGGAUAUGCUGUUACUUAAUGAUCAUUCUCUGACCGAGGUUUUUGAUGAGGAGCUAUUCGAGCUGCCUCCUCCGGACGUGUCCACCAUGGAUGGGGUGAAUCCGACUUCCUCCACAGUCCCGGUGACUUCGGACUAUCCGGGGGAAUAUGGAUUCCAGCUUCAAUUCCAGAAGACUGGCACAGCUAAAUCUGUCACUUCGACUUAUUCGGAGCAUCUCAACAAACUGUACUGCCAGCUAGCCAAGACCACCCCAGUGGAAGUUUUGUUGGGGAAGGAGAUUCCUUUAGGGGCCAUCAUCAGGGCUACGGCAGUUUAUAAAAAAACAGAGCAUGUGGCAGAAGUGGUACGCAGAUGUCCCCAUCACCAGAACGAGGACGCUGCCGACCACCGCAGCCACCUGAUCAGGGUUGAGGGCAGCCAAAGGGCCCAGUACUUUGAGGACCCUAACACCAAGAGACAGAGUGUGACUGUCCCCUACGAGCUCCCUCAGUUGGGCUCAGAGAUAACAACUAUUUUGCUGAGCUUCAUGUGCAACAGCUCUUGCAUGGGGGGCAUGAACAGGCGCCCCAUCCUCACCAUCCUGACCCUGGAGACUGCAGAGGGGCUCGUUCUGGGGCGGAGGUGCUUAGAGGUUCGCAUCUGUGCUUGUCCAGGCAGGGACCGCAAAACCGAGGAGGAGAACAGCACCAAGAUGCAGAGUGGGACCAAGCAAACUAAAAAGCGCAAGAGCACCCCCGGCUCCAGUUCUAUGAAGAAGUCCAGGCCCACCUCCAGUGCAGAGGAGGAAGACAAGGAUGUGUUUGUUCUGAAUGUUCGUGGUCGCGAGCGCUACGAGAUGCUGAAGAAAAUCAACGAUGGUCUGGAGUUGCUGGACAAAGACAGGAAACCUGAGACCAGGGUGAAACACGAGUUUGUUCUGCCUUCCAGCGGAAAGAGACUCCUUCACAGAGGAGAUAAGAGUGACAGCGACUAAGGAGUUUGUCGCUUUGAUCAUGAGAACUAACGUCCUCUCUUUCUCCCUCCCUCCCAUCAGGUUUAUGUCAGGCUUUUAUUCGCCAAAAUCAUACCACUUCCUGCCUCCGUGCCCUUGAUCCGAUAACUGUACUGCCGUCGACCGUUUACUGUACUCUGCGGUGUUUUUGACGUUUAUAAAUGAAUAAAGGCUGAAUAGGUUAUGUAGGGGGUGCAUACUGUAAGCAGGACUGCUCCACCCUCAAUGUCCUCGGUGCAUCACGAGGUCCUAUAAAAUUGACAAUUUGUUUAGGAGGGACUUUAUUUAAUCAGUGUUAACCGUGGCAGGGAUUUUCACGAGUUUCUAUCUUUACAUUUGUAAGUCAUGUCAUUUAUAAUGCAUUAUUUUUUUACAAGCGUUUUUUAUUUUUGGCAUUUUGUCUUUUAUUUGCCAGAGGAUAGCGUAGACGGGAGGGGGAGAAAGAACAAAAGGGCAAUAACAUUUGACAAAAUGUCCUAAACUAGAAACAAACCAGUAUUUGGCAUGUGCCGUGACCACUCGGCUAACAAGGCGCUCCCUAUACGUUGUUUUUAGUCGAGGAAAUCUAAAGAAAAUGUUUCAGUUUUCAUAGUUUUUUGUUGUUGUUGCAAGAUUGAAUUAAAACAAGUCACUGCCAUUUGUUAAAAGUCACGCUUGGAGAACUUGAAUGGAUGUUACUGUCCAUGAAUGUGGCUGUAAUACUGUCAGGGUUUAGACACGGACUUGAGACCAAGUCUCUUUUUGAUGUGGGCACAGCGGGGGGGAAAUACUGAUUGCAGCAUUAAUGGUGCAACAGCUUUUUGCCUUUUAUGUCUACCCUAAUAAGCUUGUCUAAGACGCCGGCAGAUACCCUGACGGCAUCAUAUUAUAUGAUCAUUAUAUCAUUCCAAGCUUUUGUGCGUCCAUGUUAGGUAGUUUGUUCAUAUGUUGCAUCCAGCUCAGACAUCAAAAUGAGCUGGGAACGGGAUCAAAACGGCCAGAUUAAGGAAUUCACAGGCUUGGCUGCUUUUCUUUUGUUAUCACGAUGAGCUGCAACUACAUUUCAGCCCUGUUAUUUCCAAUCAUCGGUCAGUUGACCUCAGCUCUUGAAUGCUGGUGAUUCUGUUUGCAGGGAACUGUAAAAUGUGCUGUCAUGCUUUUUGUUGUUAAAUGAACAGCGGAUUCGGUAGAUAUGGGGCUGGCUGGAUCACCCUUUUCGUUUUUGUAACUUUUAUAUACAGUAGAACCUGUUGAAAAAUGUUGGAACAAAUACAUUUGCAUCACAUCGCCUUUUGUGAAUUCUAAGAUGCAAGGCACUGUUCAGAUGUUGAUUACUACUGCCUGGGUAAACUAAAUACAUGUGAUGUUCUGUUUAAAUGUUUGGCCUCAGACCAUGCAAUGUGUCACCAGUUCUCGAUGUGACCGAUCCCUGUCAGUCCGUUCAACCACUUUUUGUUUUUACACUGCCAAAAAAAUAAACGAAAGGCAUUUGUUUCAUUUCUAUAUCUUCGUUGAUGAUUUGGGAAAAAGUUUUGUAUAAGAGGUUUAUCUUUCUAUAUUUUCAUUGUCAUUUUUUCAUGGCUUCUUUUGUACUAAUUGGCAUUUUUGUAACUCAAAGCUGUAAGCCAAAAUAAAUGCUUAACA
Molecule: messenger RNA, 3006 nt
Organism: Gymnodraco acuticeps
Lineage: Eukaryota; Metazoa; Chordata; Actinopteri; Perciformes; Bathydraconidae
Gene: tp53
Product: tumor protein p53
Exons: 11
Coding region: 223-1365 (380 amino acids)
Biological process (GO): apoptotic process; protein tetramerization; regulation of transcription by RNA polymerase II
Cellular component (GO): nucleus
Molecular function (GO): RNA polymerase II cis-regulatory region sequence-specific DNA binding; protein binding; DNA-binding transcription factor activity, RNA polymerase II-specific
Source: RefSeq, a predicted model, not a curated record